AUGGACACCGAGGAGUCUCCAAUGGCGGAGAUGUUCGCGCUCUUCCCGCACGAGUCGGCGGUCGUCAUGCAGCGGGGCAUCGAGCUCGGCAUCAUCUGCAGCUGCCUUCUCGUUAUUCACUGCUGGCAGCUCGUGAUGCGCUUCUGGUCUUCCCAGGAGGCUUCAGACGCCAUCCUCCGGACGCUUUGCCUGGCCCGGAUCAUUUGCGCCAUCCCGAGCCGGGACAGCGAGUACCUGAUGCAGGAUGAGCCCAACAAGGUUAUCAUCAACCCAAGCGAACAAGAUGUCUUCAGUGCUUUCAGUUUCGGUGCGAAGUUUCACGGCGUUCAACAAGUGAGCUUCAAGGUCUUCAUCACCCACAUCCCCCUUCAAUCAUUGAAGUCUUUGAUUGAUGAGGUGAAGAGUGGCAAAGAAAACUUCCACGUGAAGGUCGAGAAGAUGGUUCGUUGCCACCCCGAGGUCGCAAACUUCAUAGCCGUCCGAAACUACAUGAAUAGCAUGAUGGACAAGAUUGAUAACCUGUUGAUGAACGCCACCGCUUCCGCUACAACAGCGAUGAGGAUGAGCGAAAAGCAACUUCAAGCUUGCCUAGCUCCUGACUUGGCCGAGCAACUUCAGCAAGAGCACCGUAAAGCCAAACAGCCAGCCAAUCCCAAAUUAAGAGACACCUGCAUCCAAGGUUCCCUGGCAACCAGGAGGCCGAGGGAGGAGGAGGAAGUGGAGGAGGAAAUAGAGGAGGAGGAAGGAGGAGGAAGGGUGACCUGGUGCGAAGCUUGUGAGACCGUCAAGUCCAUCAGUCCAGACCCCUUCCCGGCAUUCAUUGUCGUGGCAGAUACCCUUGGACGUGCGAGGCGCACCUUCUUCCCCAAGACGGCAAAGAAGGAGCCGGCAGAUGAAACUGGCAGGGUUCACAAGUUACAUGUGAGGCGACUUCGACAUGCUUUCAUCCAUGUGGUGCCGGAGCUCCGCUCGGCCACUUCCCGGCUUGAGGACUUCGUCAUCCAAUGGAAGAUGUUUUCUAGAGCUGAGUCAGGACCAGCCUUGGUACUUAAGCGAUGGCUUCCUCCUCGAAGCGAAGCUGCUGCAGGAUGCACCGCCGACAUUGACGUGGCCAUAGACAUGGUUCGGACAUUCGGACUGCAGCUUGAAAGGUUGCCUAGCUCCCGGAGCGUUGGUGGCUACUGA
Symbiodinium natans is the source of this 1185-nucleotide messenger RNA. The record is from the annotation of a GenBank genome assembly. Lineage: Eukaryota; Dinophyceae; Suessiales; Symbiodiniaceae.